Rhinichthys klamathensis goyatoka is the source of this 804-nucleotide messenger RNA. RefSeq lists its product as uncharacterized. The record is from RefSeq and is a predicted model, not a curated record. The transcript has 4 exons. The annotation marks the transcript as partial. NCBI's taxonomy places the organism in Eukaryota, Metazoa, Chordata, Actinopteri, Cypriniformes, Leuciscidae.
AUGGGUUUGAUCAGAACUGCUGUUUUGGUAGUUCUUUAUCACCAGUUAGUAUGGAAUGCUUUCAGCUGCGCAGUCGAAGAUGGAUCCUUAGAUUUCUUCUUGAGUGAUGUUGGGGAAAAAGACAAUUCUAACUCUGUCCAACUGCAGGGCACUUUUAGCCAGGAUGACGCUGAGGGAUCCAGUUCUGUCAAUGCCACCUUCAGCCAAGACUCUCCUGAGGGGUCUGGUUCUGUCAACGCCACCUUCAGCCAGGACGAUGCUGAGGGGUCUGGUUCUGUAAACGCCACCUUCAGCCAGGACGAUGCUGAGGGGUCUGGUUCUGUCAACGCCACCUUCAGCCAAGACUCUCCUGAGGGGUCUGGUUCUGUCAACGCCACCUUCAGCCAGGACGAUGCUGAGGGGUCUGGUUCUGUCAAUGCCACCUUCAGCCAAGACUAUUCUGAGGGGUCUGGUUUUGUAAACACCACCUUCAGCCAGGACGAUGCUCAGGGGUCUGGUUCUGUCAAUGCCACCUUCAGCCAAGAUGAUGGGUCUGGUUCUGUGAAUGCCACCUUCAGCCAAGACUCUCCUGAGGGGUCUGGUUCUGUCAAUGCCACCUUCAGCCAAGAUGAUGCUGAGGGGUCUGGUUCUGUCAAUGGCACCUUCAGCCAAGAUGAUGCUGAGGGGUCUGGUUCUGUCAACGCCACCUUCAGCCAAGACUCUCCUGAGGGGUCUGGUUCUGUCAAUGCCACCUUUAGCCAAGACUAUGCUGAGGGGUCUGGUUCUGUCAACGCCACCUUCAGCCAAGACUCUCCUGAGGGGUCU